Molecule: messenger RNA, 2771 nt
Organism: Carya illinoinensis
Lineage: Eukaryota; Viridiplantae; Streptophyta; Magnoliopsida; Fagales; Juglandaceae
Product: CSC1-like protein At4g35870
Exons: 1
Coding region: 205-2601 (798 amino acids)
Cellular component (GO): plasma membrane
Molecular function (GO): calcium-activated cation channel activity
Source: RefSeq, a predicted model, not a curated record
UUUCGUAUUCUUUGAUUAUUCUGUUUUCUUCGUACUCCUGCGGAAGUCAUCUCCUUUGUCACCUUAUCAAUCUCCUCCCCCGCGUAAUCCCUAACCCUGAAUUACUUCCGCAUUGAGGGCAAUCCCAUACAAUCGGAAUCCAUAUCCCUAGAUUUUCACCGAAUGAACCCCAAAAUUUGGCCGUAGAAUUUCUCCCGAUUGACAAUGAACCACUCCCUCUCUCCUCCACAUUCCCCCGACUCCUUCGACGGCGGAGGCGGCGCUGAAGACGACGCCGCAUGGUACGGAAACAUCCAGUACCUGAUCAACAUCUCAGCCAUCGGCGCCUCCUGCUGCGUUUUCAUCUUCCUCUUCGUGAAGCUCCGCAGCGACCACCAUCGGAUCCCGGGCCCCACCGCACUCGCCGCAAAGCUUCUCGCCGUCUGGCACGCCACGCGCCGUGAGAUCGCCCACCACUGUGGCGCCGACGCCGCGCAGUUCCUUCUAAUCGAAGGCGGCAGCUUCGCGCUGCUCUUGCCUAUCGCCGCGCUCUCGGUUUUCGUCAUGCUCCCCCUCAACCUCUUCACAGGAACGGCUCAGCUCCACGACCAGUUCUCCAAAACGACGAUUAAUAACAUCGAGAAAGGUUCGGUUUUACUGUGGGUGCACUUUCUUUUUGUCCUCGUUGUUGUCGUUUUGGUCCAUUUCGGUAUGUCUGCAAUCGAAGAACGGUUAAAGUUCACUAGGUUUAGGGACGGGAAUGGGAAUUUGAGUGAUCCCAGUGCGAAUUCGACAGCGAUUUUCACUAUAAUGGUGCAGGGAUUACCGAAAACUUUAGGGGACGAUAGGACCGUGUUGCAAGAGUAUUUUCAGUAUAGGUAUCCCGGGAAGGUAUAUAGGGUUAUCUUGCCGAUGGAUUUAUGUGCACUGGAUGAUUUAGCCACGGAAUUAGUUCGUGUUAGGGAUCAGAUUUCUCGUCUGGUUGCUCGAAUUGACUCUCAGGUUUUCCUUGGUGAGACCGAUGAUGUCGAAAAUGGAUGGGGUUCGGUGGUGAGAAAAGGGAAGGUCUUGUGGAGUCGGGUAAGGGAAAUGUUGGGUUUCACCGAUGAAGAGUGGCUGAGAAAGUUGCAAGAGUUGAGGGCUGAUUUGGAGACUGAACUGGCAGCUUACAAAGAAGGCCGAGCCCUGGGUGCGGGCGUUGCAUUCGUGAUGUUUAAGGACGUGUACACAGCGAAUAAAGCUGUUCAGGAUUUUCAGAACGAGAAGAAGAGGCGUUUUGGGAAGUUCUUUUCCAUUAUGGAAUUGCGUCUGCAGAGGAACCAUUGGAAGGUUGAGCGGGCUCCCUUGGCUACUGAUAUUUACUGGAAUCAUUUGGGAUCGACAAAGCUCCAGUUGAAUUUGCGGAGAGGGUUUGUAAACACGUGCUUGUUGUUGAUGCUUUUGUUCUUCAGUUCUCCUCUGGCUGUGAUUAGUGCUGUGAAGAGUGCUGGACGAAUAAUUAAUGCGGAAGCUAUGGAUAAUGCCCAAGUGUGGUUGGCUUGGGUGCAAAGCUCAAGCUGGCUUGCUAGCCUUAUCUUUCAGUUCCUGCCAAAUGUUAUUAUAUUUGUGAGUAUGUAUAUAGUAAUCCCAUCAGCUCUUUCAUAUCUCUCCAAGUUUGAACGGCAUCUCACUGUGUCAGGGGAGCAAAGAGCUGCACUUCUGAAGAUGGUUUGCUUCUUCCUGGUCAAUCUCAUUCUCCUGAGGGGCCUAGUUGAAUCAUCCUUAGAGAGUGCAAUCCUGGGGAUGGGACGGUGCUAUUUGGAUGGUGAGGAUUGUAAGAGGAUUGAGCAAUACAUGAGUGCAUCAUUCUUGACGAGAUCAUGCCUUUCCUCUCUUGCGUUUUUGAUCACGAGCACAUUGUUGGGCAUAUCGUUUGAUCUAUUAGCUCCAAUCCCUUGGAUUAAAAGGAAGAUUCAAAAGUUUAGGAAGAACGAUAUGCUCCAGCUGGUCCCAGAACAAAGUGAAGAGUACCCGUUAGAACAUCAAGAAAUAGAUGGUCUUAGGAGACCACUGAUGCCUGAGAGUAUGUAUGACAGUCCCAGAUUCAAUGGAGAUGAUCUACCGGGGCAAGAUCUUUAUGUGUAUCCAAUCAACAGAACAUCAGCUGCACCCAAGCAGUCAUUUGAUUUUGCACAGUAUUAUGCAUUUAAUUUGACAAUAUUUGCCCUGACCAUGAUAUAUUCUUCAUUUGCUCCACUUGUGGUCCCUGUUGGUGCAGUUUAUUUUGGCUAUAGGUAUGUGGUUGACAAGUACAACUUUCUGUUCGUAUAUAGAGUCUCGGGUUUUCCUGCUGGCAAUGACGGGAGGUUAAUGGAUACUGUAUUGUCCAUCAUGCGGUUCUGUGUAGAUCUAUUCCUGCUUUCGAUGCUCUUGUUCUUCUCUGUCCAAGGGGAUUCCACAAAACUGCAAGCUAUAUUCACGCUUGGGUUGUUAGUAAUGUAUAAACUAUUGCCUUCCGGUAAUGAUGGUUUUCAUCCAGCUCUUUUAGAAGGUAUACAAACUGUUGACAAUGUUGUAGAUGGGGCAAUUGAUUAUGAGGUAUUUUCACAGCCAAAGUUUGACUGGGAUACAUAUCACACGUGAGUGGAGCUGUUACACGAUGUAAUUAGUUAGAUGACUUAUGCAGAUGGGUCUCUGUUGGCCUUACUGAAUCUGGGGGAAAAAAAAGUAAAAGAAAAAUUAUUUCUCUGGUGUUCAAUAUUGUAAUUGCGCCACUGACUCCUUUUUGGAAUAUAUUGUAGAAGUUUCCCCUA